UGAAAUCCGAGGGAGAGGAGCGAGCCGCCAUUUUCUGUGUGACGCUCUCCCUAAAACGGCAACAAUAAAAACGGAUUACCGGGGUAAAUACAUAACAAGUCGUCGAUAAAUGGCAAGACCAAUUCGAUUUGAAUAAAACCGCCUUUGAAAUAAACUAGACUGAGCAUUAAUAAUUGCAAAGAGAAGAGAGCAAGCUGACUCGGUUCCUCAACUACUCGUUGUUUCGCCCAUUUCGUGAUUCCGGGAGCAACACGGGGUUACCCAAUUUGGAACGCACGAGACGGAUUUUGUGAAGGGGCAUUCUCGAAUUAUUUGUUUUCCCACAUAUUUUGUUUCUUUGAUGAAAUUACUAUCAAAGUGCGGGAUUUGUUUCUAAAAAAAAUAACCCGGACUCGGCUCCUCAUCACGUGGCUGUCCUCUGGCGAGGCAGUAGGUGGGUGGUGUGGAGCUGGCCUCGGCACCGGGAGAGGCCCCCUCGCCCGCCCCCCCCGUGUGCUGCAUGGCUGCGAUGGCGCCCGCUCUAACCGACGCCCCGGCCGAAGCUCACCGCAUCCGCUUCAAACUGGCUCCGCCCUCCUCCAACCUCUCCCCGAGCGGCGUGGAGAGCAACGGAGGCACCAGUCACAUCCUCGUCUCCAGCAACGGCGCCGUCAAGCGCAAGGCCUCCGAAGAGCGCGGUCCCCACGGGGGUUCCAUCACAGGUAAGGGGAAGGAGGAGUCGACGCGAAGCAACGAGGCUUCUUCCACACCUCUUGGGAAACUACAGCCGCUGGUGGCGUCAUACCUGUGCUCAGACGUGACGUCCGUUCCCUCUACCAAGGAGUCACUGAAGCUGCAAGGCGUCCUGCUGCAGAAACACGGCCUUCUGCCCAGCUUCCUGCCCAGGAAACACAAGACACUGGAGCUCUCAGAGGAGCAGCUCAAGAGCAUCAUGAGUAACAGCAGAGGGGGUGGUCCCCCUGCCCUGUCAAGCCCGCCGCCACCGGUCAACGGCGUGGCUAAGAAGUUCGCCAAAAAUGGGCCGGACUGGGACAGUAUGACAACGGUCAAUGGAGGUAAUAACAGGCCUCCUGCUGGACAUGGACUGGACUCCCCGGUGCCCCAACCCAACACGACUGCCUCUAGAGGAAACUCUCCUCUCAACGGGGGAGGGGAGCACCAGCAGCCCACAGGACUGUCCUACAACCCUGCCGGAAACCCUGAACAGCCAGCACCCCCCGCAGCCUCCAACACCCCCAUGGACUGCCCCGACAGCAAACCCUCCGAACGGCCACCAUCGCUGGCCACGGACACAUCAUCCCUUUCCCCAACGGACCGACAGACCUCCCUGGGCCUGGGCAGCCUUGGAGUGGACGUUAAGGAGCGGACUCAGCAGAGCCAGAGCCGGCAGGGCGAGAUUGAGGGGCGUCUGCGGCGCCUGAGGAAGCGCCUCCAGGUGGUUCAGGCCAAGCAGGUGGAGCACCACGUCCAACAGCAGCUCGGGGGGCUCCUGGAGAGCACACUGGGGCCACUGGAUGCCCUCCGAACUGGCGGGAGACGAGGAGGCCAGGACGCACCUCUCACCCUGCAGGAGAGGGAGGGGCUUGGGCGAUUCCUGAAGGACGGCUCUGUACCAGCAGAGCUGGAGCGCCUGUCCCUCAGCGGAACCACCAACCUGAGGUCCACGGAGAGCGCCUUCGACUCAGACGCCACGGAGAGCAGCUCCGGAGGAGAGACUGACGUGGAGGAGGACGAGCUCACCAGGGUGGACAUCGAGCAGCGACACAUCUCUCUAUGGAGACGUGCGGAGGGGCGCUACGCGGUGGAUAGGGCCUCCAUAGUCAGCCACUGGAACUGGCUGCAGGCCCACGUGUCUGACCUGGAGUACCGCAUCCGCCAGCAGACGGACAUCUACCGUCAGCUCCGCUCCAACAAGGGUUCCAUAAUGCUGGCAGAGACCUCCCCCUUUGACGUGUCACCUGAGGACGGGGAGGUGAAGGCGGAGCCUGUUGGUUGCCCGGUAAUAAAGGAGUGCGGCUCAGACGGUGGGGCGGAAGGUCCCGGAACGGUCUCCGUGGAAACGGGCCUGAGGAAAGGUUGCGCGUCCGGGAGACGGGUCAACGGGAUCAUCAACAGCCUGCGGCCUGGUUCUCCAGAGUGUUCUGACCUGGAGGAGCAGCUGAGGAAGCAGCAGCAGCAGAGCCUGCCCUCGUCCCAGCACCAGCUACCGUGCUCCCCUCAGGACGACACGUGUGUGGCGGCCCGCACACGCCCCCUCCUCAGCUGCAAGAGACGACGCCUCGUCAGGCCUAGCACCGUCACCAACCUCAACCGCAAGGGCCAGAGGCUGUGCGUACCGGGUCCUCGCUGCGGCUGCGAGGUCAACCCCCAGUGUAUGACGUGUGGCGGCCGCACCCUCUCCUCCUCUGACGUCCAGUACGAGCGCCCUCUACUGGAGAGGCUGUCCCAGUUCGAUCCCUGCGUGCACCCCAUCCUCUCCCUCUCAGACGACGUGACGAUGAGUCUGCACCUGCAGCGCCUCCUGAAGUCCCACUGGAACAGCCGGCCCCUGGAGAAGAUCAAACCCCUGAAGAAGCUCUCCCUGAAACACAAGCUCUCCGUGGGACGCCCUCACGACCCCUCCGCCUCCUUCACCUCCAAAGACAAACACAAGAUGACCAACUCCCUCCUCUCCACAGUCCGCCUGUCCCACCACAAGGUGCGUUCAGAGAAGCUACACAGGCAUCAGCUGGACAGCCUGCUGGGGUCCACCAAGCUGGAGGGCCGCCCCCACUACCGAGGGGAGCAGGGCCACGGGCCCUACGACAAGAGCCACGCACGCAAGAGACCCCGAGAACACUCACUGUCACUGGACAGUAUGGACAACACCCCUAAGCUGUACCUGGAUGGGGGCAGUCUGUGCCAGUCUCUAUCUGCUGGGCUCCCCACCCACAGCUCCCUGCUCCGACAGCUGUCAGCCUCCUCAGAGACCUGCUCCAUGCCCUUCACCUCCUUCAACAGCACCCCGCAUCAGCCCAUCCGCAGGAGGAGGGGAGAGAGCUCCUUUGACAUCAACAACAUCGUCAUCCCCAUGUCUGUGGCUGCCACCACCCGCGUGGAGAAACUGCAGUACAAAGAGAUCCUCACCCCCAGUUGGAAGGAGGUUGACAUUUGUGCUAAGCCAAUCGCUGAGGAGGCUGACAUUGAGGAGAUUGAGGACCUGACAGACACUGCGUUCUCCCAGCUGCACCAGCCCUGCGAGGACCAGGAGCGUUCCCGCUGGAGCUGGACGGCCAGCGCCAUCGCCAAGAGGAGAGGCAGCCGUUCGUAUGUCAGUGGACGGCUGGACGGUCGCACUACUCCCCUACUGAGCAGCACCAACCCCUCCACGCCGCAGCCCUCCUCCCCAGACACAGCCCACUUCCACGCCCUGCAGGACUACGGCAGCGCCGCCUCCCCCUGCUCCCCGGCCAGCCCCGACCUGCUGUCCUACCCUUACGCCCCAGGGUGUUACACAGCGGGAGGGUACUCCUACACCCCUAUAGGCUCCAGGGACUCCCACCGCCUGCUCUCCAACGAAGACACGCGCUGCUCCACGCCUGACGGCACCUACGAAGAACUGGUUCCCAUCCCAGUACACCCGUGGGACCGGAGGAGCUUCCCCCUGGAAAGCGACCCGCCGCCGGAGCCCGAGGAGCAGCCAGGGAACGCCGAGGAGCGCCCCUAUAGAACCAUGCGCCACAUCUCCGGUUGCAAGACGGGCUCGUCCAGGUCUGAGUCCGACACCGGAGGUCCCCCCUCGCCGCUCCUUCCCCCUGACGACAGCAGCAAGCAGAAAGCCCCCUCCUCCACCACCCUCACCACCACUCUCACCAGACCCUCCCACCGAUGAACGAAGGCUCUCAUUGCAUAAAGGACUCGGCACUUUUUUCUUUCACAAGACUCAAAACAAGAACUACAUCAACAAUGGAAUAAUGGACUCCUGUUGUUUGAUAUUCAAACAUCAGUCAAAUUCUUUCACAGUUUUUAGUGAACAUAGACAGAGACCCCCCGUCAGAAAUCCGUUUUGUUCUUUUCCUGGUCACUGAAAUGAAUAAAUAUAUAUAAAAGUGAAUGAAAAAAGGAGAGAAAUUAAGCUGAAUUUGUGAUGAGCAGGGCAUAGAGUUGCUUCCUGUUUCUGGGCCAAUGGGCUGAGGGCUAAGCAGCCACUCAGGCAGUGUGUGUACCUUUGUAGCUUUCUGUUCCCCGCCCCAUGUCAGUUUAAAAUGGAGUGAGUAAAACAAAAAACAGCAAUGCCUUGUUGUCAUAGCUUGUUAUGUUGUGUCCCCUUGAAUCAACAUAAUAAUAUUUGUCCCUCCCCAGAGAAUCGGCGUGAACCUGAAAUGUUCCUUUAAGCACUUGUUUCACAGAGCUAUUUUCCUUGAUGUCUGUCUGUGCUUUUCGUUCAUCUGUUUGUCUGCAUUGGUGUAGUUGUUUUAUACAUAUAGGUUUAAUAAGAUAUUUCCUUUCAACCCCGUCACAUAGACUGAUGGAACAAGUGGUUGCGGGCGGUGUAUAAAAUCAUUUUAGCACGGCAAGUAACACCACCCUCGAUAUGAUAUCAAACAAACCAAAGUGAAACGUUAACUAAUAUAACGACAGAAAAAAAAACGCAUCACCUGUCCUACAUAGGAAUGAUCCUUUGUAGGGAGGCGAUAUGAGUGUUCAACUGUGUGCAUAUUGGAUUUCUGUCUUCGUUUUCUUUGUGGUGUGCGUGCGGUUAUUUCACGCUUUUCUGAUUUGGUUUGGAGAAUGUGCAAGAAAUUACUAAAGCGUGCAGUCAGGUUCCAAUUACAAAGAAAGCUCCUAUGUUUUUGAAUGUAGUAUUUUGGCUUUAUCUUGAAUCAAGGCCCUUCAUUAUUCGCUCUUUUAAAUUUCUGUACCCUAGCUAUUGACACAGGUUGGCGUAGUUCACAUCCGGUGCAAUGUUUCCAGCUUGUAAUGCAUAAUUGCCAUGCAAUUUGCAUGUCACUUGGUAUAAUAAAAAAAGAACAUGAGACAAAUUAGGGAAAAAUAUGUAAAUGUACAUAAUUAAUCUCGUUCCUGUGUCACUGUUUUUGGAAUUGCACAAGGCAGAUAAUGUCAGUGUACCUGUUGGAUUGUCAAUGCAGUUCCACAAUUGGAUUAAAAUCACUCAAGCUCUGAGUCUUAUUGGGAGUUCAAAUGUCAAAUGCUUUUCAUGUAACAAUGCAAAAGAAAACUCCAAGUUUGGGUUGUUCAUUAGAGCAGACAAAUGGAAAAUGUUGUGUAAUGGUUAAAAAAAAGUGAACAAGUCCAGGUAGUCCUUGCCUGUUAUAUUCCGUUUGGUGCAUACUGAACACCCAGAUCUGCCCAGUCAGCUGCCCUAGUUCCCAGCACCCCCUGCUGUGUCCCUCCCAGCAGAUGAAGUGGAGCAUUGUACAGAAAGCCUCUCGACUAAUCGCUCCAUCUAAAAAGGCUUUUUAUGUUUGAGUCACUAAGUCAGAAGGCUGUGGCCAUCACACACACAGGAGGCUAUGUAGGGAUUUAUCAGUUGUGGAGUCACUUUGACCAUCUCACCAAACCUCCCCGCCGCCUGGCCGUUUCUACUUGGUAAGUCUGAUUCAUGCUCUGCCCCAGCAGUUAAAACCACAUGUUAGCCCCAAACCAAUGCCCUGCUCUUGUUCCAAUUACUGCUAGUUUGGAAUCAUGUCAUGUUUGAGUGUGGGGGGAAAAUCCUUCAGAUCACUGUUCAGUUGAGCCUUUAUUUUUGUCUUCACCCGCUUCCUUGAUUCUGCUGUCUGUCAUUGCGAGGAGGUAACGUGAGGUCUUCACUGGUGAAUCCUUUGAAUCAUUCUCCCAUAGUGUCCCCUUGGUCGGUCCAGACAGACCAAAAGACAAACCUGACUCAAUUUCUAGGGACCAUCGAUGCCUGUCCCUAUCCCUUUCUCCUCACAGAAGUCCCCGUCAUGAAUCAUGAUCAACUAUGGUUUGUCUGCGAGUGGGGUUCAGAGGACCCACCAGAAACUGUUUCGAUGUUCAAGAAGGUUUGACUAGUGUUAAACAGAUAUUGUAUUGUCUGGGCUAUUUUCAUACUUUCCAACGUGAUGUAUGGGGGUGGGUGAGUCUGGUAUAUCCUUUAGCAUGUAAUAGUUUGUACAAAAAGUAUAUUUUGUAAAUAACUUAACUGUUUGACGUUCAGGCUGUAGCUGUCCUGAUUGUAUAGGGAGAAGACAAGUACAAAAUAUUGAACACUUUUCUUUAUGCAGAGGCAAAAAAAAAAAGUAUGAUUGACGAAUCCGACGGGAAGGCAGCGUUUGUGCUUCUCAAAAUAAAAGUGAAUUAUAUUGUA
This is a messenger RNA of Salvelinus namaycush (lake trout), 6328 nucleotides long. Its product is annotated as KAT8 regulatory NSL complex subunit 1-like. The record is from RefSeq and is a predicted model, not a curated record. Gene Ontology annotation, cellular component: NSL complex. The transcript has 15 exons. Lineage: Eukaryota; Metazoa; Chordata; Actinopteri; Salmoniformes; Salmonidae. Gene Ontology annotation, molecular function: histone acetyltransferase binding. Bases 500 to 3871 code for a protein of 1123 amino acids.